This is a messenger RNA of Dracunculus medinensis (Guinea worm), 771 nucleotides long. The record is from the annotation of a GenBank genome assembly. Lineage: Eukaryota; Metazoa; Nematoda; Chromadorea; Rhabditida; Dracunculidae.
AUGAUUGCAUGUGCAGUUGAGAAUUCAGCUCCACCAACAGUUUGUACAUAUUGCACUGAUCAAUAUAUUAUAGUGAAGCAACUGGAAUAUGAGCUGAAAAAUUUGCAAAAUGUUACGUCUUUGGAUAAUUCUUCUUGCACUCAUGUUAUAUACAACAAUUAUGUUGUAUCUUAUGUUUCGGACAUAUCCGAUCUUAUAACACAGCGAUUUUGGAUGGAUUCUCGUUGCGAAUCUUGUGUAACUAUUCAGUGGAAUUUCACAGCGCAGUCCGAUUAUUAUUUUAAAGAUAAUGCAAUUGAAUUCCAAAACAAAUUAUUUAAUUGGAGUGAUUGUGUAAAAUCUAAUUUUGUUCAAGCAGAAGAAAAUUCGACUGUUUGCGACAAAUGUGUUAAACCAUUUAAUAAACUUUUCCAGUUUUAUUGGGAUGUUUAUGCUGGUUCUGAUUCAACUUUCUGUUUGGAUAUCGAAACUACGAUGAAUGACACAAUGAAUCUCUGGCAUAAUGUUUGGGGUUGUUCAAGCAAAAGCGGAAAAGUUGUUGAAUACGAUUUUUAUAAUGCGAUCAUUAUUCCUACUUGUCUUGUUCUUCUCACUGCUGUUUUUUAUAUAGGAAGCUACAAUCAAAGCGAUCAGAAACUUCGAAGACUUGUGCAAUAUUCUCGAUUGGAGGAACCAAAUAGUAGAAGGUCUCGAAUUCUUAGCCCAUCUUUUCGAGAUGAUAACAGUCCUUCGAAUUCAAUAAAUGAAAUUGAACCUUUCAUUAACAGUUAA